GGUUGCUGCUAAUGGGUGUGAGCAAGUUAGAUAUUCUGUACCGGAGACUACUUCUUACGAAGCUUUUUAUCCGAGGAUGGGGAAGACCUGAAGACCUCAAGAGACUCUUUGAAUUCAGAAAGAUGAUUGGAAAUCGAGAAAGAUGCCAGAAUCUGGUUUCAAGCGAUUAUCCAGUAUACAUCGACAAGAUUGAAGAGCAGUCAGACUGUAAGAUCCUGGACGGACACUUCGUUUCUCCCAUGGCGCACUACGUGCCUGGCAUCAUGCCAGCUGAGUCUGUGAUUGCAAGGUUCCAGUUUAUCGUGCCUAAAGAAUGGAGCAGCAAAUACCGCCCCGUCUGCAUUCACCUGGCUGGAACAGGGGACCACCAUUACUGGAGGCGACGAACGCUCAUGGCCCGUCCUAUGAUAAAAGAAGCCCAAAUGGCUUCUUUGUUGUUAGAAAACCCUUAUUAUGGCUGCAGGAAGCCCAAGGACCAAGUAAGGUCCAGCCUGAAGAACGUGUCCGACCUGUUUGUGAUGGGGGGAGCACUCGUGCUGGAGUCCGCUGCCCUGCUGCACUGGCUGGAGAGGGAGGGCUACGGGCCCCUGGGCAUGACCGGGAUAUCCAUGGGUGGACACAUGGCUUCCUUGGCGGCGUCCAACUGGCCCAAGCCCAUGCCAUUGAUUCCAUGUCUGUCUUGGUCCACAGCGUCUGGGGUCUUCACCACGGGUGUAUUGAGUAAAUCAGUUAAUUGGCGGGAGCUGGAAAAGCAAUAUUAUACCCAGGCAGUGUAUGAAGAAGAAAUUAUUCACAUGCUUGAAUACUGUGGAACAGAUUCUUUCAAGAUGGGACAAGAGUUUGCAAAACGCUUCUCUGGGAGUGCAGACAAGCUAACCAGUCUUAAUCUGGUUUCCAGAACUUUAAGCUUAGAUAUGACAGACCCGGUUGUGUCUCAAAAACCUGCUGAGUGCCAUAAUUCUAGUAAAAGGGCCGUCAGGGCCACAUCAGAAGGACUCUUACUACAAGAUACCUCUCAGAUGGGGUGCUUUGAUCACGCACUUUCAGCCAACAGAAGUAGUUACCCAAGUUUUGGCCAGCAGUCAUCCCACCUACUCAGUAAAGAACAAAGAAACAACAAUCUUCAGAAAGAAUCUUUAAUAUUCAUGAAAGGAGUCAUGGAUGAAUGUACUCACGUAGCAAAUUUCUCAGUUCCAGUUGAUCCGAGCCUCAUUAUAGUGGUUCAAGCCAAGGAAGAUGCCUAUAUUCCACGAACAGGAGUUCGAAGUUUACAAGAAAUUUGGCCUGGUUGUGAAAUUCGCUAUCUAGACGGGGGUCACAUUAGUGCUUAUCUUUUCAAACAAGGACUCUUCAGACAAGCCAUCUACGAUGCCUUUGAACGCUUCCUCCAUAAGUACGCUAACUGAUUGGAUCACUGUGUGACCCUGCGCCUGUCAUGUUUCUCACCAAAGGAAUGUUUAUCUCUGGUGAUGGGAAGAACAGACAGGCGGCACUGUGUGUCUGACGCUGUCCACUCAGCAAUGUGGAUCAGUCACCUCUAAGGACUUCAAGUACAUUUGAGAAAUUUUAAAACAGUAUUUGAAUGAAGUAAUGUACAAGUAUUUUUAUUGUUUGUUGAAAUCCUUAAUAUCUGGUCUGCUGUUACUAUUUAUGAAAACUUUACAUUUUUAAUUAUGAAUAAUUUACUCAUUUAAAAUAAAUGUGUUCAUAGAGAGCCUAUCAGUUUUUAAUAGAAUUGCUAAAUCAAACUAGGGUUGUAAUAUAUUAGUCUUACUGUAUAUCCUUAUAUGACAGUUCACUUUUGAUUUGGGAAACAUGUUUAUUUCUACUUUGAAUGAGUGGUGACUUUAUAAUCUGGUUUUUCACUUUAAAUUUCUGCCAUGGAAAUAAAUACUUUUGAUGUGUAAAAUCA
This is a messenger RNA of Carlito syrichta (Philippine tarsier), 1912 nucleotides long. It is a transcript of the gene ABHD18, whose product is annotated as abhydrolase domain containing 18. Lineage: Eukaryota; Metazoa; Chordata; Mammalia; Primates; Tarsiidae. The transcript is spliced from 12 exons. The record is from RefSeq and is a predicted model, not a curated record. The coding region runs from base 12 to 1406 and encodes 464 amino acids.